Saccharomyces mikatae IFO 1815 is the source of this 1968-nucleotide messenger RNA. RefSeq names its product lysophospholipase (gene PLB1). The record is from RefSeq and is a predicted model, not a curated record. Gene Ontology annotation, biological process: glycerophospholipid catabolic process. The coding region runs from base 1 to 1968 and encodes 655 amino acids. NCBI's taxonomy places the organism in Eukaryota, Fungi, Ascomycota, Saccharomycetes, Saccharomycetales, Saccharomycetaceae. The transcript has a single exon. Gene Ontology annotation, cellular component: cytosol; extracellular region; intracellular membrane-bounded organelle. Gene Ontology annotation, molecular function: A2-type glycerophospholipase activity.
AUGAAGUUGCAGAGUCUGUUAGUCUCUGCUACGGUGUUGACAGCGCUAACAGAGAAUGUUGAUGCUUGGUCACCCAGUAAUAGUUACGUCCCUGCCAACGUAACUUGCGAUGAUGAUAUCGAGUUGGUUAGAGAAGCCUCCAGUCUAUCAAAGAACGAAACUGAAUGGCUGAAGAAGAGGGAUGCAUACACUAAGGAAGCUUUGCAUUCUUUCUUGAACAGGGCCACUUCGAACUUCAGCGACAAUUCGUUGCUCUCUACUCUUUUUGGUAGUAACUCUUCCAACAUGCCUAAGGUUGCUGUAGCCUGUUCCGGUGGUGGUUACCGUGCCAUGUUGUCCGGUGCCGGUAUGAUUGCUGCUAUGGACAAUCGAACGGAUGGUGCUAACGACCAUGGUCUUGGUGGGUUGCUGCAAGGCGCAACUUACCUGGCGGGUCUGUCAGGGGGUAACUGGUUGACGAGUUCUUUGGCGUGGAACAACUGGACUUCUGUGCAAGAUAUAGUGGAUAAUAUGACAGAAUCCAAUUCAAUCUGGGACAUUUCCCAUUCGAUUCUUACUCCGGGCGGAAUCAACAUCUUUAAGACUGGGAGCAGAUGGGACGAUAUAUCAGACGAUGUGCAGGCUAAGCAAGAUGCCGGUUUCAAUAUUUCUUUGGCAGAUGUUUGGGGCCGCGCUCUUUCCUAUAAUUUUUGGCCGGACUUGUACCAUGGUGGUGUAGGAUACACAUGGUCAACUUUAAGGGAGGCAGACGUUUUCAAGAAUGCAGAAAUGCCAUUCCCUAUUUCUGUCGCGGAUGGUAGGUACCCGGGUACUACCGUGAUCAACCUAAAUGCCACUCUUUUCGAGUUCAAUCCAUUUGAGAUGGGCUCUUGGGAUCCUACAUUAAACGCAUUUACCGAUAUAAAGUAUCUAGGUACCAAUGUUACAAAGGGUAAACCAGUUAAUAAGGGCAAAUGUAUUGCUGGUUUUGACAACACCGGUUUCAUAACUGCCACUUCAUCUACUUUGUUUAAUCAAUUCUUAUUACAAUUGAACUCCACCGGUUUACCAUCAUUCAUCGCUAAUUUAGCCGCUGAUUUCUUAAAAGAUAUAUCCGACAAUAGUAAUGAUAUUGCGAUUUACGCCCCAAAUCCAUUCAAAGAAGCUGAUUACCUUCAAAAAAACGCGACUUCCAGUAUUAUUGAAUCUGAUUAUCUAUUCUUGGUUGAUGGUGGUGAAGAUAAUCAAAACAUUCCAUUAGUCCCAUUGUUACAAAAAGAACGUGAAGUAGACAUUAUUUUUGCGUUAGACAAUUCUGCUGAUACUAACGACUAUUGGCCAGAUGGUGCCUCAUUAGUUAAUACCUACCAGCGUCAAUUUGGUAGUCAAGGUCUCAAUUUGUCCUUCCCAUAUGUUCCAGAUGUAAACACAUUCGUCAACUUGGGAAUGAACAAAAAGCCAACAUUUUUUGGUUGUGACGCAACGAAUUUGACAGACUUGGAGUAUAUUCCACCAUUGAUUGUUUACAUUCCAAAUUCAAGGCAUUCGUUCAAUGGUAACCAAAGUACUUUUAAGAUGUCAUACUCUGAUUCAGAACGCCUUGGUAUGAUAAAAAACGGGUUUGAAGCUGCCACAAUGGGAAAUUUUACUGAUGAUUCUGAUUUCUUAGGCUGUAUCGGUUGUGCCAUCAUUAGACGUAAGCAACAAAGCCUAAAUGCCACAUUACCUUCUGAAUGUAGCCAGUGUUUUACCAACUAUUGUUGGAAUGGUACAAUUGACAACAAGUCUGUUUCAGGCAUAGGUAAUGAUGAUUAUUCUUCUACUUCCAUAUCUGGCUCCGUUGUUGCUACCUCCGCCUCCGCCUCCACCUCUGGGUCUUCCACUCACAAGAAAAAUGCGGCCAAUGCUAUAAUUAACUAUUCUGACCUAAACACGAAUACUUUUAUGGGGGUGUUGAGUGUUAUAAGUGCCGUCUUUGGUCUAAUAUAA